Brienomyrus brachyistius is the source of this 1598-nucleotide messenger RNA. It is a transcript of the gene cenpn, whose product is annotated as centromere protein N. The transcript has 10 exons. Bases 263 to 1297 code for a protein of 344 amino acids. The record is from RefSeq and is a predicted model, not a curated record. NCBI's taxonomy places the organism in Eukaryota, Metazoa, Chordata, Actinopteri, Osteoglossiformes, Mormyridae. Gene Ontology annotation, biological process: chromosome segregation; CENP-A containing chromatin assembly.
AACUGCGCGCAUUGGCGGCUUGUUUAAAUUUUUUUCAACUCGCAUGUUUUCUCUUCCAAGCCUAUAGAAUCAGGCGUUUUAGGCAGUUAUAUGGUGUAUCAGUACAGUAAUGAUAUCUUAUAAAUAAGCAUAUAGUUAUGUCUUAAAACAUUUAACGCCGGUCUGUUAUAUGGUUCCAGUGGACGCCGAUUUUAAAAUCUAGUUAGCCAGUUAGCUUUUCGGCCCAGUUGGUGCUGUAGGUGUGUCCGCCUCCCGCAGCGGCAUGGACGCUGCAGCCGAAGCGCUUCUGCGGCAGACGGUGCGGAGGAUACCCUCCAGCAAGCUGAACGGCGUCCUGAGGCGGUGGGGCUGCUUGUCGGAGACGCAGCUCGGAUCGCUGAAAUCCAUGCAGCCGAAGUGGCUGCUGUGUGAUAACCUCCUUUCUCUCUGCCAGGAAAACGACCUGUCAAUGAAACAUGUCGCGCAGAUUGAAAUGCUUUACUACAUGGAAAACCCAAAGCGGGGGAUAUGGUAUGCCUUCCAGAUGGUGGAAGCUGAUGAUGAAGCCCAGUCUCUGGAACUGAUGCAUUUUAGAGAGCGAUUCAAAGCACAUCUGAAGGACCUCAUCAGUCAUGUUUCCAUAAAGCUGAAGAAGCACCAGGAUGAGUCCGUUUGGAUUCGAAUUGCUUGGGGGGACAAUUUUCACAGACCAAACCACUUAAAACCAACGUAUGUCAUGCACCAUCUUCAGACUCCUUAUGUGUUUGUUUCCAGUUUGACCACCAAGCACAAGCAUCUGUUGUUUCAGGCUUUGGUUCUGGCCGCUGGGUACAGUUCAGUCAGAGAUGUUCACCUCAGUGGGCGUUGCCUCACUGCCCUGAGAGAUCUGUUGAUGAGGCAGUACAAGCAGGUAUUCCCGUCAAGUUGUCCAAAGCCACCGGAGGAGAGCGAUCCGCUUCCAAAUCCCAAUAUUGAAAACGAACACGCUAAAGUUAUGGAACAUAAACGGCAGGCAGCCGCUGAAGCCUUUGGCUACGAGGAUCCACCAAAAUUGGAAAGUGCUACAUACAAGCUGGAAACUAUGUACAGAGAACAUGGGAACGAGAGUCUGAAUGGCAGGGAUGAGCCUUUCCGGGGUGUGGUCAAGUUCACCAGCAGCAACCUCCUUGAGUCACUGAAAUACUGCAUUACUUCAGGAAUCACUUCUACACCACUGACGCCUCUGCUGUCAUCCAUAACGCAGAAAGGAAGGAAUUAUUUCGUAAUCAGAGACAAAGGUCCUGGCAUUGCCUCUGAUACACUAGGUCCAAAUCUUUGAAGUACAGACUGGAGACCGGAAAAUAUUUUAUUUUACAGACUUGUAGCGAACUGCCUGGAGUGCAUCUAUGUUUCUGUUUUGUGUUCAUUUGUAUGAAGUAUGUAUUGUUGUGCGGCUUUUACUCAUUUCAUUCUACUUUUAAUGUAUAUAUCUUACAAAACUCCAUCUCUGCUUUCCAUAGCAGCUGCCUUGUCAGGUGAAUUUGGAAAAGGCAGCAAAUUCUGAAUAGGUAUAUUUGCUUUCUACUGCUGGAAAACGCAGUUUUUAUAUUUUGUUAAAAUAAAUUAGUGUUUCAUUUGUA